This is a messenger RNA of Dermacentor silvarum, 2788 nucleotides long. RefSeq lists its product as uncharacterized. The coding region runs from base 256 to 2481 and encodes 741 amino acids. Lineage: Eukaryota; Metazoa; Arthropoda; Arachnida; Ixodida; Ixodidae. The transcript has 2 exons. Gene Ontology annotation, cellular component: cytoplasm; RNA cap binding complex. Gene Ontology annotation, molecular function: eukaryotic initiation factor 4E binding; translation initiation factor activity. The record is from RefSeq and is a predicted model, not a curated record. Gene Ontology annotation, biological process: positive regulation of translation; regulation of formation of translation initiation ternary complex.
UCUAUAAUUACCCUUGUAGCGCGCGCUGUGCGUUUCCGACACAAAAGACCAUUUCGUGCGCGCCGCUCUGUUGUACUGGUACCUAAUUUCUUCGUCUACGCCUUAUCAUCAUCAUCUUGCGCCUUUGUCCUUGACCUUUGGCCAUGCUUUGGCUACGACGCUGACACGUACGGCUUACGUACUAUUGGAACGCCUGGAAAGUCCCACGGAACGCACAUUCUUAUCGCCCCAAAGGUAUUUGUUCAGGAGAGCUAGAUGUCAGUUAAAAACACGAAAUAUGUACAUAAACUCGAGAGGCCACGUCCUCUACGUCCAGCAGAGCCUCCAGGGUCCGAUCCUGACACGUCUUUGACGCCUCUGCUCAGUCCUGCCGAGGACAUGACCUCGCCGAUCGACGUUGUAAUGAGCCCCUCAGCCGACGAAUUCUUGCUCAGUCAGAUGGAGUCACUUUGUGCUUCCCUCGACAAUGGGAACCACAGCGAUACCGAUCUAGAACAGGUCUGUCGCCUUCUGAAAGUCAAGGGUGCUGCCAUGGAACGAUUAUUCGAAGACCAGUUGGACACACACUUCAUCACCCUGCGCAACGCUUCCCGUGAGGACAAACUCGACGCUUUCAGCCGCUUGAUGCUCCUCGAACUGAUUGAACUGCGUGCCAUGGGCUGGCAGAGCGAUGAGGAGACAACGGAGUAUUAUUGUCGCAAGUUUGAAGAGCUCGGGUUUGAUUCCAUCGAGUACGACGACGCUUAUGCAGAGAAACUGGCCCGCGAGUUCCAGCAGAAGCAGCAACAGGAGCAGCGUUCACAAAUGGAAACUGUCAAGGCGGGAACAAAGCCUGCGGAAGCGCCGAUCUUGCCGUGGGCCUCUCAAGAGAUCAAGAAUCGCGAAAAUUCUGCCAACCCACAAAGUGUCUCAUAUCAAGGACCCCUAAAAGGUGAGGCUACUUUUCAAAACCAUAGCAUCUGGAAAGAGAGCCCUAAUCUGCAAGAGGAACAAAUGCAUAAGUGGUCAGGAACCUCCGAUAUGUCAGCCAAGGCUACAUGGCAGCACUUUUUAAGGAACGAAGAGGUGGUUCAAAAUGCUAAUGCAAGUACACAAGCCCAGACUGAAGGUGUUGCGCAAAUGGCUAAAGUAAUUUCUGAAGACAUCACACAGUACAGUGCGCCUCCAAUGCAGGAUGGAAAGUGGGCCAAUGGGACAACAACUGACUAUCUUAAUAUGUAUCAGAAGACUGCUCCUGCUGAGGCUGACGCUAAGACAUGUGUAGAGACCAUCACUGUUGGCAAGGAUCUCAUCCAGAUCAGUGGAACAAACGGCACUAUUGUGAAUAUCUCCACAUGUGUACUACGGAGCUUUUUUUCCGGCACAACAGCAGACACAUUUAACCUUGCAAACCAAGAUUUGUCUAGCAUGCUCUCUGGGUCAGGUGAGCCAUCGAACAAACCUACAGUGCCUGGGCUGCACACAGAUGCAGUGCAUGCGCAGGGGCAAACUGUUGGAAACAGUAGUUUUCAGAAGAGCCAGGUGGACAGCUCACAUGGUGAAGCUUACGAAAAAGAUGAACUGAGACUUGUGACAGAUGCAGUGGCUUGGCCGCUGAGGGACACCUUGCAGUCUGUCGAUGCACCGAAGACACAGUCUGCACAAGGCAGUUUUGAGAGAUUUCGAGGUACCAGUGGACCUACUGAGAAUACCCGAUUCAAGGGACUUCAAAGCCUUACAGAAUUCAACAAUCAGUGCAUGCGUCCAACUGACUUCAAAGCUUGGGGCAGUAAUGACAAACCUGAACAAACCAAGCAAAUUGAUGGGCUCGGAAGCUCAAUGCAGUUUUCAAGAAGUGUUGACAACAAGCAUAUGCCUUCGACUAGCUCCAAGACGUUGGGCACUACCAGUGAACCUGGCCAACACAAUCAGUUCAAGGGCCUUUUGAAUCCAUCACAGUUAUCAAACAAGGAUGAUGGCCAACUACUCUCAGCUGGCUUCACUGCAUUGGCUAGUAGUGAGGCACACAGCCAAACAAGACAGUUGGAGAGACUUGUAGGCUCGAUGCAAUUUUCACGCAACACUGAAAACCAGCAGUUCAAGCCUACUGGUGGCCUUAAGGCAUUGGGCAGAAACGACAGAACUGACCAAAGCAAGCAAUUUCUUAGUCCAGGAAGCUCACCACAGCUCUUUACCAGUUUUGAUGAGCAAGUGCUUCUAACCAAGGCAUUGGGCACUACCAGUGUACUUGACCAGCCUAAGCAGUUCAAGGGCCUUGCAAGACCAGCACUGUUUCCAAGCAAGGCUGACAGUGACAAUACUCAGCAGCCACUUUCAACUGCCUUCACUACCUCCGGUAGUACUAGUGGCCACAGCCAGACCAAGCAUCUUGAGAGACUUGGAGCAUCAAUACAGUUAUUGAGCAACGUUGAAAACCAGAAGGUGCCUUCACGUAACUUGAAGCCAUUAGGCUACACAGAUGUUCCCAGUCAGACUAAGUAAUUUGAGGGAAUUGGAAGUGCAACACAGUGUUCAAGCAAUACUAAUGAGCACAUGCUUUCAGCUGUCUUCAAGACAUUGAGUACUAAUGGCCAAACAGCUGGGAAAAGGCAGCUCAAAGGAUUUUGCAAAUUUCUUAGAGGUUGAAAGAAGUGCCGAUGACCAGCAAGUGCUCCCGUCAUCAACUUUGUCAGAGGCUGCUGGUCCAUCUUGCAGCCCUCACAGAGGCCUCAAGAUGUACACUAGAGAGUUCCUCCUGCAGUAUUCCCAGUCGUCCCUGGCCACUCAAGAACCACCAGAAUUUCCAGUG